AUGGCGGAGGCUGCAACAGACGCCGAUCAAGGCAUCUCGCACCCUGACACUUUGACAAAGUACAAAGUUGCAGCAGGUAUCUCUACAAGCGUUCUCGAAACCGUCACUGGAUGGUUGGCUGAUGGCGAAUCGAUUGUCGAGUUGUGUAAGCGAGGAGACAAAUUGCUCGAGGAUGAGAUCGCAAAGGUCUACAAGAGCUCCAAAGCCAAAGGCCCUUCUCACCCGGUCACCGUCAGUCCCGGCUCACACGUAACACCCUACACCCCUCUAGUUUCGGACGCAGAUGAAGCCGCAACCACAAUCAAAGCUGGUGAAGUGGUCAAGAUCCAACUCGGAGCACAAAUUGACGGCUACGGCACAAUCGUCGGAAGCACUGUCGUGGUGCCAAAAGAGAAGGGCAAAAAGGCUGAGAUCACAGGCAGAGAAGCGGACUUGCUCGUUGCAACACACUAUGCCAAUGAGUUGCUGUUGAGAUUGAUGACUCCUCCAGGUCUUGUGUCUUCGGGAACCGAGGAUGAGAAAAAGAAGGCUGCAGCAGAGAAACCUCCAACCCAGAGCAAGAUUACUGCCUUGUUGGAGAAGCUUGCAGCUAUCUAUGGUCUCCAUGUCGUUCAACAUACCACCUCAUGGCAAUUUGAGCGCAAUGAUAUUGAAGGAAAGAAGAAGUUGAUUCUCUCUCCAGCCGACGGUGCCAAAGGCGAGGGCUCUGCAGAUGUAGGUGAAGUUUGGGGUGUCGAGGUCGGUUUGAGUUUGGGAAGUGGCAAAGUCAAGGACUUAGACAAACGCUCAACACUACUGAGACGCACGGCCACGACAUAUGGUCUCAAGCGUCCCAGUUCCAGGCAGAUCUUGUCCGAAAUCGUCAAGAAGUUUGGCACUUUCCCUUUCAGCAUCAGACAAUUGGACGACGAGCGGGCGGGCAAGGUGGGUGUUGUCGAAAGCAUCCGAGCAGGAGUACUUCGCGAGUACAAGCCAGCUGCUGAAGCAGAUGGUUCCCCUGUGUCAAGACUGUUCACUACAAUUGCUGUUACAAAGAAUGGCAUCACACGACUGGCAGCUCCUCCCCCAUUGGAUUUGGAAGCCGUCAAGUCCGACAAGAAAAUUGAGGAUGAAGAGAUUUUGAAGAUUCUUGAGCAACCCAUCUCGAAGUCCACGGGGGCGAAGAGCAAGAACAAGAAGAAAAAGAAGAAGCCUGCGAAAAAGGCGGCUGCCGCAGCAGAAGAUGACGAUGACGACGAUGAUUCCAGUGACGAUGAAUGA
Exophiala bonariae is the source of this 1260-nucleotide messenger RNA. RefSeq lists its product as uncharacterized. NCBI's taxonomy places the organism in Eukaryota, Fungi, Ascomycota, Eurotiomycetes, Chaetothyriales, Herpotrichiellaceae. The record is from RefSeq and is a predicted model, not a curated record. The coding region runs from base 1 to 1260 and encodes 419 amino acids. The transcript has 5 exons.